UCUGGUUCCACCUCGUCUUCCUCCAGUUUUCCUCCGUCUUUGAAGGUUCUCUUCCUUUCUAGCGUCUCUGCAGCUUAGUUUUAACAUCUGUAUGGUUCGGCACACAUUGGUUGAUAUCGAAAUCCCCAGUCUGGAUUGAAAUGUCUAUUCCUGAAGGCUGUUUGUGGUUAGUUCCUUGGCACCCGUGGACAAUGCCAAACCGCAAUGUUAAAAGACUAUGUCCUGCGAGGAAAACAUGCCUCUUUCCUUCUGACGCUGACGAGACGGCGCGGAACGCUUGGGGUCAUGCCACCAAGCAUGCAGCAAUCGGACUACUGAAGACCUACUCGUCGUGGACGACGCAAUGGAAAUUGGCAAUAUUUUCCGUAUACUCUCGGAUUUCCUCAAUAUUGUGCUAUGGAUUUAUCUCCAUCAAGUCUAUUGGCGAUCUUGGCAUUUCACUAGAAUAUCGCGUAGGGCUUGACUCAUGAGACGUUACUAAUGUCUGCAUGGUAUGCGCAUGAGCGUACUGUAUCAUCGCAUCAAAAACUAGCCUUUAGGAUAUCAACAGGAAUUGAUCUACACUGCUGUGCUGCCAUUUCUCUAGGAAGACACUCUUGGAAUGAACUGCCUGCAUACAG
Messenger RNA from Somion occarium, 620 nucleotides. NCBI's taxonomy places the organism in Eukaryota, Fungi, Basidiomycota, Agaricomycetes, Polyporales, Cerrenaceae. The record is from the annotation of a GenBank genome assembly.